UAUUGUGCGAUUUUGUGACCUUUGAUCGAGUUUAUUGUUGAAUUCGAGUGCCUCUUCGCGAAAAUAGUGCCGUAAAGCGACGAUGGAAGACGAAAUCAGCUGUGACGACCCGCAGUUCAUGAAUAUGUUGGAAACUUGUCUACGCGUGGAAAUCGAGGGAGCCAAGAGCACGUUGUCUGUGCUCGAAAAGGAGAUAAAGGAACUUAAAGGUAAAGUGCAGUUGCAGUUGCAAACAAGAAGACAGUUGAAAGAGGGAACGAAAAAUGCACAGGAAAAUAUCCAGAUUUUGAAUGCUGUUCUCAACAAGGAGAACAAGUGCUUGAAUGAAAUUUCCAAUAACAUCGAAUUAGUGAAGCUAAAUUUGGACAACGACUACAAAGUUAUGAAGCAACAGGAAUGUGAACUUUAUGAAAAUAUUUACAAGGAAUACGAAACUUUGUGGCAAUCAUAUCACGCAAAAUACGAAGAAUUUCCAUUGGCCAGGGACAGAAAGGAAGCAAAAAUAAAAUUGGAAAAGAUUCGAGUGGAUGAAAUGAUACUGGAAUACAAGGUUAACGACAUGGAGAGGAUAUCGAGGCAGCAGGAGUGGAUCACGUGGCUCAGAAUGCGCGCGAAGAUCAUCGAGCUUGCGCGUGCGAUUUUAAACUACAUGAAACAAGAGGAGAAGCUGAAGGAUUUAAAUAGGAAUAUCGAGGAUCGCAAGCAAGAGUUGAACGUGGUCGAAACGGAGCUAGCUACGCGGCUGAAGAGGCAGGAAGAGGAGAAGCGGGAUCGAGCGUUGAAGCUGCUGGAAAUGCCACCGCCAAAGAUUAAUUUCUCCCACAUGCGCACAAUUUACGGGCAUAAACCGAAGAUCGGCUUUCUAGAUGGCUGGGAAAGAAAUUAUGAGAAUUCCAUAGACACACUAUCGGUGGACACCCUGAUGUUGGAAGAAAUGUGCAUAGCUGGAGAAAAUUCCCUACCUCCGCCAGAAGAUACUUCAACUCGAGCCGAAAAAGACCAGAAUCUUCCUUAUGACCAGCCAAUCGAUUCAAGGAGUCCUUCACUGGACCAGGAGCAGCAGGAAGUGGAGCACGAGGACACAGCCAGCGAGGCGGAUGGAAACACGGCCUUAGAGCCGAUCGAUGCGGUCGACGAGGAAGUGGAACAACGAAUGGACCAGGAACUGGAGCACUUGGACCAGCCACCCAGCCUUUCGAAAGAUAAGCAAACAGGCCAACGCUGCGUGGAUCUUGCGAAGGUUGUGGAUGAUCCACCGGUGAAGAGAAUGAGAUUGAUCUGUGAUAAAGAGAAGCCUGUAGCAUCACCAAUGAAGAAUAUUCCACUAGAGAGGGAAAAGGCUCAUUUCGUAGAUCCGCCUGCUUAUCCAAGAAUCUCAAAGAUUGAGACAGUACGCUAUAGCGUGUCUCCAUUUAAAAAGGCGAAGAAAAUUGAUCGGAAAGACCGCCAGUUGGUGAACCAGACUUCUGAAUUCAGGAUGAGGAAGAUGUCUUCGGCGAGAAAGAUCGAUCAGGACAAUCCAAAUCCCUCCAGUAUGUUUACUCCAUGUCACUAUGAUUAUUCCGAUGACAGUGACAUGAGUUUCUGUGUGGAUAACACAAUGGCCGAUUUGAAAGAUGAUCAAAUAUCGCUUUACGGAGGAUCUGUUCGAGAUUUCUGCGAGUGCUCCAAUGUAUCCACGCCCAACGAGAACGCAGCUCAGGAGAUCAAUGUAAACGCUUCAUCGACCAGCAAGACACACAGUUUUCCACAGAGCCGAGCCUGUUCUUCUUUCCGGAUCAGAGGCCCGCUUCCGUGACUACGUGACUGGAAUUCGCAGCCGCCAUUGGCACGCUGCUCUUCCGCAGUUGUUGGAACCGGAAGUCCUCCAGCUUGGAUCACAUACGACCCCCACUCC
Messenger RNA from Eufriesea mexicana, 1897 nucleotides. Its product is annotated as golgin subfamily A member 6-like protein 22. The record is from RefSeq and is a predicted model, not a curated record. The transcript is spliced from 9 exons. NCBI's taxonomy places the organism in Eukaryota, Metazoa, Arthropoda, Insecta, Hymenoptera, Apidae. The coding region runs from base 83 to 1798 and encodes 571 amino acids.